Messenger RNA from Trichoplusia ni (cabbage looper), 1948 nucleotides. Its product is annotated as T-cell immunomodulatory protein. Gene Ontology annotation, cellular component: plasma membrane. The record is from RefSeq and is a predicted model, not a curated record. The coding region runs from base 101 to 1867 and encodes 588 amino acids. NCBI's taxonomy places the organism in Eukaryota, Metazoa, Arthropoda, Insecta, Lepidoptera, Noctuidae. The transcript has 2 exons.
AUGGCUGACGUUGUUUUGGCAAGUUCCUUUGACAGUUCAGCGACGAUCAUCUGAGAAUGUUUUGUUAUUUGUAAAUAUAUCGAUAACAGAAUCAGCCACAAUGUGUAAUUUAGAAUUAAGCGUAAUUUUACUUGUUUUUUUGGCUAGUUGUUGUGCAGUGAGUGAUAUGACAGAGAGUUCAUUCGGAAAAUAUCAAGAGGGUAUUAUUGCAGCUUUUGGGGAUUUUAAUUCUGAUGAGUUGACUGAUGCGUUUGUGAUAAAAAAUUACUCAAGCGUGGAAGUUUAUCUCGCUUACGACAAAGAACCGUUUAUGAGGCCAUCAGAUUAUGCUUGUAAUUUUAGUAAUAUUGUGAUAACAAGUAUAGUUCCAGGUGAUUAUGAUGGAGAUGCAUACAUGGACAUAUUGUUGACUACUCAAAGUGUAAACGAUACUUCUAAUCUGCACACGGUUAGAAUAUUAUGGGGUGGGGAAUCAACUUUAAAUUGUUCAGAUGCUCUUUUUAUAAAAGCAAUUUCAGUAGGUCAACCAUUAGUAAUGGAUUACAAUCGAGACAUGAUUCUUGAUCUGUUUGGCAUCAAUGCACAAAAGCAAAGAGUAUUCUGGAUAUUUGGCAAGGCUCGGACAACACCUGUUGAAAAGGCUAUGGCUGAUGAUUCAUUGAAGAUGAUCAAGCUUCCACACUCACAUUCCUUUUUAGAUGUUAAUGAUGAUGAUGCUGCAGACCUCCUUGUUACAACCAAUUCUAAUGUUGAAGUGUGGCUGAAUGAUGAACUGGAUGGAUUCAGAUAUAGUAACAGUAUUGAGCUGCUUGUGGGCCAUCCUACUAUAUAUGGCCAAGCAUUGUUCCUUGAUGUGGCACUGUCUGGGCAGUUCUUUUUAGUCAUACCUGUGUGUUAUGACCUCCAGUGCUUUAAUAGUACCAUUUUCAUUUACGAUAAUAAUGAGUGGCAUGACCUGCAAGUGGACUUCAAUGAUGGUAAAGGAACAUUGUGGAGAUUUGUCCCACCUAGGAAUGAAGUGUAUCUAGAUACCCUCACCAUGAGGAGUGGAGAUUACAACAUGGAUGGGUACCCAGACAUCCUAGUGACCCUGAGCCCAGUUAAUAGUAAUGAAACUAGAGCAUUUCUUCUUCAUAACACUCCAUGCAUCCUUCCUGGAUGUAAGUUUUUUAGAACAUUUGAUGUCCAAUGGGAUAAAUUUGAUUCCUUCGGGAAUGAUGUAGUAAUGGCCACAUUCUUUGAUUUCUACAUGGAUGGUAUUUUAGACAUAAUCUAUGUUAAGAAAAAUGUGACUACACAGAAGUACACAAUGCAUUCAUUUAAGAAUGAACUGGAAUAUGACACUAACUUUAUCAAGGUUAUAGUGGUCACUGGUCUUACUAACCCUAAGAUACCAAUUAGUAAUAGAACUAUUUAUAAUAGAAAAGCAACAUUUGGAACUAAUCUCCCAGGCCCCAAGAUAGGAUACAAUACCUGGUCACAGGAAGGCACCUACAGGACAGGUGUCUGUGCACAACUCCCUCAGUCUGCAUACUUUGCUUUACAGCUGCCAUACUCCAUAUUUGGCUUGGACCGCACACCCAACUUUGUUGAUUCCCUGAAUGUUGGCCUCUCAGGGAAUUCAAGAAGUUGGACUCAAAUCAUUCCAAAUUCACAAAUAGUGGUGAUACCCGCCCCACCCAAUGAUCCUUCUCAGUGGAAGGCCCAAUUGUUUGUGACCCCUAGUAAACUUAUUCUUAAAAGUGUGUUUGUGUUGACUGCUAUCUUAAUUAUAAUUACUGGACUUGUUCUGUAUUUGCAUUGGAAGGAAAGGAAUGACAGACAGGAUAUCAUAGAAAUUGAUGAGAAGACUUAUGUCAAAAUAUAAUGAAGUAUUAUUAGUUACUUUUAAAUUUUUUAAGUGUAUAACAUAUAACCUGUACAAUAAGACUUUAUUUUCUGUUAUAAA